Molecule: messenger RNA, 1116 nt
Organism: Pyrenophora tritici-repentis Pt-1C-BFP
Lineage: Eukaryota; Fungi; Ascomycota; Dothideomycetes; Pleosporales; Pleosporaceae
Source: RefSeq, a predicted model, not a curated record
AUGUUUGACCCCUCAUCUCUCCAUACGCGCUCCAUGACCUACCUAAAAUUCGCCGUCGCUCGUCCUUGGCCCCUUAGGGAUGGCCCCACAGGGCCAAUCCGCCCGAUACGAUACUGCUACGCCAACAAAGAAGCCCAAGAAGAACUCAGCUGUCUGCUGAUGGCUGGCUUUGAUGUCUGGGCCCGGGCACUUGGGUUCCCUCAUAGUCAUACGGUCGGACACAAUCUUUGCUGGAAGUCAAUCGUAUUGAGGACCACAAGUGGAACUCCACCCUUCUAUAGUCCCUUCUGCUACCUCGACGACUACAAAAAUCAUGAGGAUCCCGGAACUUGGAAUCCUGUUGUCGCGGACGAUGCACUCGUUGUCCACUUGACUGAAGGAACUCCAGCCGCGACCGUGGGGUGGCAACCAGGAGAGAAAGAAGGUCGCCAUAAGCUGCUGCUGCCGAAGACUAUUGGGGUGACGAGGGUAGCUCACGAGAUUGGACAUGUGCUCGGCCUCCUCCAUGAACACGCCCGCUUCGACCGCGACGACUUCAUAACAUAUCAAUGCACAAACCUCAAAGGUUACAGCCAAGCCGUCAAUGCCGCCACCGACGCCGGUUUCGAAUUAGCCUACGCCAUCCUACGCCUCUGCAGCGAGAAAGAUUUUGCCCUCCAAUUCGACUUCAUCGGCGCUGAAUACACCAAAAACGACGCGUACUCUAAUUUCGAUACGGGCAUCUUCGACGAAGGCGAUUUCGACCUCGGCUCCAUCAUGAUGUACCCGUCUUCCGCAAACACAGAAGAUGAGAGGUGCUGGACCGAGUCUAGAAAGGACCUUUGUGUGCUGAUGGCAGGUACAGAGCUGAAAAUGUGGCCGAUCAUGCCGGCGCAGGCGCCGAGUAGGGGCGAUGUGGAGUUUGUCAAGAAGUACUAUCCGUACAUAGGACUGCCUGCUUCUUCCUCGAUGAGUUCCUCGACUUUGGAUGAUGCCGCUACUGCUACUGCUACUGCUGCUGCUACCACAGCUGUGUCAGAUCAGCCGACAACUUCUGCGGCGGUAGUACAGGUUGCGGAGCAAAAGGUCAAGCGAGGUCCUCAGUCUGCCGUCAGGGUCCAUCGCAUCUUUUCCUAG